AUGUCGCGGCCGCCUGCUGCUCGCUCUUCGGUCGCAUCUGGCCUUGCGCCGCCACCACCUCCAGGCUAUCCAGCCAGUGCGCAUGGCUCGGCUGUCUUUGCUCCUCCUCCUCACUCUGUUGCGCCCACAAACCUGAGUCGCCCACAAUCACGUCUCGAGCCACCUCCUCUGGCUUCAACAAUGGGCCCCAUGCCUGGCACGCUUGAACGACCGAUCCACGGCCCUAAGAAGCGCCUGAUCGUGACCUGCGACGGAACUUGGCUCGACGCCGACAACGGCCUUGUAAACGGGCAUAAGCAGCCCCCAUCGAACGUCUCGCGCAUAGGUUGGGCAAUCAAGGACACAUCGCGCGACGGAAUCCCUCAGAUCGUGAAUUAUCAGGCUGGAGUCGGAACCAUGGGAGGCCCCGCGGCGCGUGCCGUUGGGGGUGCCACGGGGUUGGGAUUGAAGGAAAACAUGCGCAUGUCGUAUACAUACCUGGCUGUCAACUGGCGUCCUGGCGAUGAGAUAUUCCUCAUGGGGUUUUCUCGUGGCGCAUUCACGGCGCGAUCCGUGGGCGGCAUGGUCGGCGCAUUGGGGCUCCUCACGCGGAACGGACUGCCUUACUUUAACGAGAUUUUUGAAGACUGGGAACACCGCGCCGACGACCGUUACGUCUCGCAGUUUCAGGACAUUCCGUUUCCCAACAAAGGGAGGUUUGAUGAUCGUUAUGUGCAGGAAUUGGCUAGGCGCGGAUUGACGACGUUGAACGUCCCGAUCAAGGCGAUUUGCUGCUGGGACACAGUCGGUGCUCUCGGUAUCCCUCGGGUGCCUUGGCUUGAGAGUUUGAGACUGCAGCCGCGGGGCAUGCACGCCUACGAAUUCUACGACACGACGUUGCACCCGUGCGUCGAGAAUGCAUUCCAGGCUUUGGCGCUGGAUGAACGGAGAGCCCCGUUCACUCCGGCACUGUGGGAGAAGCGGGACAACCACAGAACGAAUCUCGUCCAAUGCUGGUUCCCGGGAGCGCACAGCAACAUCGGUGGCGGGUACGACGACCAGCAGAUCGCGGACAUCACCUUGGCAUGGAUGAUCUCGAAACUCGAGCCGUUCCUCGACUUUCGGCCGAACUGCCUGAUGGGACUGUGGGAGGAAAAUCGCGCCUAUUACAAGCAGACGAGACAGAAGACGAGAUGGUGGAGUUUUGGCGAGAUAUACGAAACCGUCAAGGGAAUCUACGCGUUGGCAGGAGCCAAGACGAGGACUCCUGGAAAUUACUUUCGAUCAGACCCUGCGACGGGACGGACCACCAACAAGAGAUUACGGGGCACAAACGAAUUCAUCCACGCUUCCGUGCGUGCGAGACUGGGGCUUCAGGGUCCUGGGGUCCAAGACCGCGGCAACUACGAUCCCCCUUCUCUACGAGAUUGGACGUUUGACGUGGAAUACGUCGGGCCAGGCCAUGGUGGCAGUCAAGAUGGAUUGUUGGUGAUGUGGAACAACCACAGCUCCUCAAGGCGGAGAGGAGAGAAAGGGGGCCAGGAGAGGAUUCCUGAAGAGAAACUGUCCGAGACGGAACUGGUGCUCCUGAGGCAGAGUCCCCGGGUGAAUGACUAUAUCAUGCAACUACGGCCGCCAACUGCUGGACCGGGCGGGAAGAGGAGAUCUCGAAGACACGGACAAAACGGUGUGCCGAACGGUGGACCGGGCCCGCCCGGAGGUCCACCAGGAAUGAGCCCGUAUGGGAUGCCACCACAGGGCCCACCGCCGCGAGGGUCUUUCGUUGGAGGCCCUCCUCCGCCGCCGGGUGGUGGGAGACGCAGUGGGAGGUCCUUGAAUGUGGAUGACUCGCCGGAUAGUGAAGACGACAGUAGGGAGCGCGACCGCGACAGGGAGAGACGGCACCGGAAGAGACGGGAGAGUGGUGGAGAUCCAGAUCGGCAUAGACGGCGGCGGAGUCGCAGGUAUGAUGAUGACGAGUAG
This is a messenger RNA of Fonsecaea multimorphosa CBS 102226, 1962 nucleotides long. RefSeq lists its product as uncharacterized. The record is from RefSeq and is a predicted model, not a curated record. The coding region runs from base 1 to 1962 and encodes 653 amino acids. The transcript has a single exon. NCBI's taxonomy places the organism in Eukaryota, Fungi, Ascomycota, Eurotiomycetes, Chaetothyriales, Herpotrichiellaceae.